AUGACCGGUUCAAUCGCUAACAUGAAAAAACACUACAAUCAGAAAAGUUUUACAUAUGUACCACCAACACCGCCUGCAGAGCUCAUCGACUGUGAUAAUUUCAUACUUGACUUCGCUGAUCGUAAGUUUUUAAAUGUUGGAUUUGAUUCGGAAGACAAGUUCAAUAUUGUUAUUCAUAUAAUAACACCGUCACGCUAUGUAAGCAUAUACGAGGGUUUUUUAAGACGAACAUUCUCGCUGAUGGGGAAUAUACUGUCAUUCAUAUUAGAUGUUCCACAAAAAAGUAGAAAACAGAUUUUUUUGGAGGAUGAAUUUACUGUCGUAUCGAACAUGGUGUAUCGAGGAGAAAAUGUGCUAGUCGUAGAGUCGAAGAAAAAGGAAGGAUGUCGUGUAUUGCUCGAUCGAAAAAACUUGUUGAAAUUACAAUAUAUGGAGGAGAGUAUUUUCGAAACGUUCGCACGAAAGUCAACCAUCAUACGUCCAGUUGUAUUAAGACAAUUUGAAAUUAUUGGAAAUUAUAUAGACCGGGAACUUACCAAUGUGCAAUCGCCACCGAAAACAGUUGAAGAAAUGAUAAUUUUUAUUAAAAACCUUUAG
Molecule: messenger RNA, 597 nt
Organism: Rhopalosiphum maidis (corn leaf aphid)
Lineage: Eukaryota; Metazoa; Arthropoda; Insecta; Hemiptera; Aphididae
Exons: 1
Coding region: 1-597 (198 amino acids)
Source: RefSeq, a predicted model, not a curated record